AUGAGCAAUUUGCCAAUAGAUGAGAUCGCCCUGGUUGCGACGGUAUCACCAGGUCAGCAAAGCGGCACAGAAAGUGUGCAAGUCGUCGUGCGUCAAGGAGAUUUGUGCAGCUCUCGUCGGAAGCGUCUGCUCAGCAAAUUCCGGCGAAUACCGUUCUGCUACAUUCUCGUGCUCAGCCUUGGCAGCCUUCUAUUGCUGUCGAUUCUUUCGUGCAUUAUUUAUGAAACUUACAGAAAUGGAGCACUCUCAUUUGAUCCAGAAUUGGUGGAACAUGAUUCCGCAGAUAGAGAUUACCACAGAGGAUUAGUCGAUGAAGUCAAUAACCAAGGGUCAACUUGGCAGGCCCGAUACAACCGAUAUGCGUCCCGAUCUCAAGAAAACAAUGGUGUGGAUAUGGGCGAGGUCAGCAAAUUGUUGCACAAAAAGCAGAACUUAUCAGAUGCUGAAGUACUCCAAGAUACUAAGGAACACCUCGAAGAAUUAACAAGGAAGCAAGUCAAACUACCAGAUUCAUACGAUGUAAGGCUAGAAUGGUCUCGAUGCUCCUCUGUACAUAUUGCACCAAACCAAGGCGGUUGUGGUAGUUGUUGGUCUGUCUCCGCCGCUUCAACAAUGUCCGACCGAUUAUGCAUCUCAACGAAUGGAUCUGAACAGAGUCAACUGUCAGCACAACAACUAACAUCUUGCUGCGCCAAUUGUGGAGGCUGCCAGGGUACCCACUGGGCCCACUCAUCAUUUGUAUAUUGGAAAGAAGAAGGACUAGUGUCAGGCGGUAUGUACGGCUCGAAUGAGGGUUGCCGGCCUUAUGAGAUUGCUCCAAACUGCGGCUCCCCCUGCUCUUCCUCGACAUACACCAAAAAACGGACCCCGCACUGCUCAAAGACAUGUCAACCAUUUUAUGCGAAGACUUACCAUGAGGAUGUUCACAAAUCCCGCAAAGCUUACUGGAUUUGGGCUGAGAAGGGCGGCUCGGAGGCUACACCAAUUAUUCACAAAACUAUUCACAGUAUUGUCAAAGAAUCCGGUGCCGAUAUCAUCAAAAAAGAAAUCUUCCUCCAUGGCCCGAUCCUCGCGUGUUUCACACUUUUCGAAGAUUUCCAGCACUACGAUCGAGGGAUCUACAAAAGCAAAUCGGUAAAAGACCCGAAAGAACUCUACGGCCAUUGCGCCAAAUUGAUCGGCUGGGGUGUCGAAAACGGGACGAAAUACUGGACGUACAUGAACACAUGGGGCCGUGACUGGGGAGAAUACGGAUUCUUCCGCAUCGACCAAAGUGAAAUUCCCGAGGAAGCCGUCGCAGGCUUACCA
This is a messenger RNA of Mesorhabditis spiculigera, 1308 nucleotides long. The record is from the annotation of a GenBank genome assembly. NCBI's taxonomy places the organism in Eukaryota, Metazoa, Nematoda, Chromadorea, Rhabditida, Rhabditidae.